AUAGCCGAGGAGCUAGCUAAUCUGAGACGAUACCUGAGCUGAGACAACCACAGUCGAGGAGCUACCUGAGCUGAGAGAAGCAUAGCCGAGAAGAUAGCUGUCAUUUCGUCAAAUCAACACAUAAUCUAACAUCAUGCCGAGGGAAUGCAGACUACAUGGUGUCAAUUCCGCAGCGGUGCGUCAUCGCAUAACCAUCAACGAUCCCAAGGAAAUCAGUAUCGAAAACGUGCUCGAGAGAUCGAAACAGCGCAUUUUCGAUAUAAUUAGGGAGCACGCAGCACGCCAUGAUGCCAACGUGAAGUGGUUCAUCGUGCUGAAUGUUUUGCUGUAUAAAUUAGUGGUGAUGGAUGAUGAGGUUAGCGAGACUGUCUCAUCUCUAAUAAAUCUUCAUAGUUACUCCAACAUAGCGCUAAACGUGCUUGAGAACUAUGAAGAUUUUAAUGAUCAUUUCAUGUUGGCCAUGAGAAAAAUCAUGUCAUCAUUUGACAACUUUGUUCGACACGGCAGCGUUUCAAGUUCCAACUUCUACCCAAAAUCUGCAAGUUUUGUCAUUGCUAUGGCAAGGGAGUGUAGAGGUUGGAACAAAAACCCCAAGGACAGGCGACAAUGCCAGCAAUUAGUCAUGCUGAGGGUGCGAGCUGGCACUAAGGCCAAACACCAGCAACAAAACACAUGUACCACAUUCUAG
This is a messenger RNA of Nilaparvata lugens (brown planthopper), 688 nucleotides long. RefSeq lists its product as uncharacterized. The transcript has 3 exons. The coding region runs from base 134 to 688 and encodes 184 amino acids. The record is from RefSeq and is a predicted model, not a curated record. Lineage: Eukaryota; Metazoa; Arthropoda; Insecta; Hemiptera; Delphacidae.